AUGAAGACUUCAGCUCCUGCAUGGAGUAUUUUUAGUAGAAAAAAUUAUAAACAUUUCGAAAAUGUCCCUGGGCCAGGAUCAUAUAACCCAAUUACUUAUUUACUUGAUGGAGGACCAAAUUUUGGAUUUGGAAGAUCGGCAAGACCUUCGAUCAUAGGAAAGCAAAGCUCGCCUGGACCAGGAUCAUAUAUUCCUCGGGCUGUAACUCCUAAUGCAAGACGACCAGUGUAAUUAUUAUGCAGAUUUGGCAGAUCUUAUAGACUUCCAAUUAACAGCCUUAAUGACACACCUGGACCUGGAAGUUACGAGCAUCGGCCUAAAAGCGAAGGGCCAUCAUAUAGCUUGUAUGGGCGAUCUAAACGAGAUAAACAAAAUAGCUCUCCAGGCCCUGGGCACUAUAGUCCUAAUUUAUCAACAAUAGACAAUUUACCAGCCCCAAAGAUGGGAAAAGCUAAAAGAGGUGCAGAUCUAUCAUUAUCCACCUUUCCAGGACCUGGAAGCUAUCAGCUGAAAAGUACACUUGAAGGUCCGAAAUGGGGACUUGGGUAUGGAGGAAGAAGCAAUUUAAAGCCUACAGGAACUCCAGGGCCAGGAACAUAUGAUCUGAAAUCAACAAUAUCAAAUCUUCCAUCAUAUAGCCAAUCUAACAUAAAUAAUUAA
Molecule: messenger RNA, 660 nt
Organism: Blepharisma stoltei
Lineage: Eukaryota; Ciliophora; Heterotrichea; Heterotrichida; Blepharismidae
Source: the annotation of a GenBank genome assembly